Molecule: messenger RNA, 612 nt
Organism: Zophobas morio
Lineage: Eukaryota; Metazoa; Arthropoda; Insecta; Coleoptera; Tenebrionidae
Exons: 3
Coding region: 1-612 (203 amino acids)
Source: RefSeq, a predicted model, not a curated record
AUGCAUAUGCAACAAAAAAGUCAAGAAAAGUGGGCAGAAUUAACAGGUUUGUUAAAUAAUGAAGCAGGUCCGAAUAAAACGACUAAGGAGUGGAAAGAUAGUUUUCAUGAUUUGAAAACGAAUGUACGAAGGGCGGCACGAGAAAUUAAACAACAUCUCAAGGGAACAGGAGGAGGGCCUUCGCUUAAAAAAGACCUCACCGACAUCGAGGAGCGAAUACUCUCGCUAAUUAAUAAGAUAGUAAUAGAAGGUAUGCCAGAGUUACCAGAAGGCGGGAUUGAAGAGGGAAACUUCAGCUAUGUAAAUUACGAGGAAGAAAUCUUUGAGGAGGAACGAUACGAUCUCGAAAAUGAGGUGGCGUUAGCAACCGAAGAGUUUUUAACAAUACAUAAUGAAGAAGAACCUGCACGAAAGCGCAAGCAAAAUGACGCUGACGGCAACGGAGGGAAAAAAUUUAAAAAAACACAUAAUGAUAUAGCAGCUUUGGCUCACAGCCACGAGGAAUGUUUAUAUCGUUUAGCAACUAGCAACUUUGCAGUUGCUAAAUCGAAUAUUAGGUUGGCAAAUAGUAAAAUCAGAAGCCCGGUUUUAAAUUUAAAAUUUGAUUUUUAA